ACGAUGCUCGGCCUCUAAUGAGCUCCACAGAGAGCUGCUGCUCAUAAAGGAGCUCUGAGCUUAUUGGACCUUCAGCUUCUGAUUGUUCAUGUUUGGCUGCUGUUCACCUCAUUCUGUCAUGUUUUAGACAUGAAGUUUAACUGUCUGAGGACUGAAGCGUGUUUAGAUGGUUUAAUGGUUUAGUUUAUCAUGCUGUGAUCUAGUGUCUCCUGUUGGUUGAUGAUGGUGAUGAGAUGUUAGUGAUCAGAGGAGUGUUUGGUCUCCAGCUGUCAGGUGAACUGGUUCUGGUCUCUUGCUCUGUCCUCCUCUGCUCUGAUCCCUCCACCUGCUUCCUCUGUCUCCUUCCUGAACCUCCAAUGACCGAGGCGGCCCUGAACGCGUCGCUUGAUGUCGCUCAGACGUCGCUGACGCUGGAGGGGCUUCGCCAGCUUUCCGCACACCGCCUGAUCUUGUUCCCCUUCCUCCUGCUGGCCUUCGUGUUCGCGCUGUGCAGCGACAGCCUCGUGCUGCUGGUGAUCUGCGCGCGCCGCGGCCUCCAUCGGCCCAUGUUUGUGUUCGUUGCCGCGCUGCUUCUGAACUCUGCGCUGGGCAGCAGCACGAUCUACCCGCGGCUGCUGUGGGAGCUGCUGUGGGAGGACGGCUCAGUGCGUGUCACCCUGUCUGCGUGCGUGGGUCAGGCGUGGGUGAUCUACUCUCUGGGCGCCGCGUCCUUCCUGCUGCUCGCCGCCAUGGCGUUUGACCGCUACGUGGCCAUCUGCCUCCCUCUGCGCUACGCCGCGCUGCUGUCGCCGCGCGCGGUGGCCGCGGCGCUGCUGUGCUGCUGGCUGAUUCCCGCUGUGCUGGUCGGCGGCGCCGUGCUGAUCGCCGCGCGCGCGCCGCACUGCCGCGCUCAGAUCAACAGACUCUAUUGUGACGUUUACAGCCUGAUCAGGCUCGGCUGCGGCGGAAACGCGGCCAAACUCGGCGAAUUCUUCGCCUUGUUCACCUUCACGGCCACCGUCCUUCUUCCGGCUGCCUUUGUGAUUUUCUCCUACAGCUGCAUCUUCUUCGUCUGCCUCUGCCGCGCGCGCGCCUCCAGCGGCAAAGCGCUGCGCACCUGUCUGCCGCACCUGCUUGUCUUCCUGAACUACAGCGCGUGCAGCGUGGCGGAGGUGCUCUGGCGCCGCCUGCAGGCCGCUCACCAGCCUGCAUCCUCUGUGCUCAUCUCACUGCUGGUGGUUCUGGUUCCGAGCGUGUUAAACCCAGUUGUUUACGGGCUGAACAUGGACGCCAUCACCGCACCGCUCAGGCGGCUGCUGGGCCGCGUGGCUCACAGAGAGGCUCCUGGAAAAGUCUGAAAUCUGAUCAUUAAUUGUUUCUGAUUUAAACACUGAAUGAAAACUGACUGUAAGAAUUUAUCAAAUAUUUAUAAUAUUUGAUAAAUUCUUCUCCAGCUCUGCUGCUUAAACAGAAUCCAUGCUGUCAUUUAAAAUGAUUUCUGUCCUGUUUGGCUCUUAUGUUUGUUCAUGGCAUCCAGAUCUUAUGGAAAAUGUCCCUCAUAGAUGUUCAGAACAAGCAAUGAAUGUUUGAGAGAAAAAAUAUCAGAACAAUUUCAGAUGAUGAAUCAAAAACUUUUGAAUAAAACAAUGUUUAAUUUUGAGAAACAUCCCCUGAAAACAAGAGAUAAGGGUUUAAAUGUCAUAAAGCAGGACUAUGAGGUGACCUUUGUGGGCCCCCCGCUGCCAGGGGCCCCUCCAAACCUCAGCACCCUGAUCUGCAGCCACACCUGAGAGGAACCUAAAACUAAAUGCAAAGCAUGGAAUAUAAAUGAAAACAGUUGAUUGCAAAGUUAAAACCAAAGUUCUUUACUGUUUGUGACAUUUUUAUAACAGUUGUUUUUAAAGAGAUGCUGUUUAAAUGCUGAUAAAGUGAUAAUUCACCCAUUAACAUGCAACCAAAGGGAAGCAAUGAGGAAUAAAAAUAUUUAUUAUGAUCAAGACAUUUUGAGAGAGAUAUCAUGUGAGAAUAUUUUAAUAGGAUAAAGGCUGUUUUAUUCUUUGUUUAAUUAGUUUGUUAACAUGUAGGUUUGGAUUCCUCUCUUUGCUGACGAUGAAGCAACAUUAAAGAAAAGAUCAAUGUUUAGACUUUCAUUUAAAGAGGGAAACAAAAACAGGUUUUAAAUGUUGACAAGAUGUAAAAUAAAUCAUGUUUUCAGUCCAGAUGUACUUUUUGGCAUAUCUACAAUUAUAAAUGCUAAAUAAUAG
This is a messenger RNA of Cyprinodon variegatus (sheepshead minnow), 2243 nucleotides long. RefSeq names its product olfactory receptor 2AG2-like. The record is from RefSeq and is a predicted model, not a curated record. The coding region runs from base 234 to 1337 and encodes 367 amino acids. Gene Ontology annotation, cellular component: membrane. Gene Ontology annotation, biological process: G protein-coupled receptor signaling pathway. The transcript has a single exon. NCBI's taxonomy places the organism in Eukaryota, Metazoa, Chordata, Actinopteri, Cyprinodontiformes, Cyprinodontidae. Gene Ontology annotation, molecular function: G protein-coupled receptor activity; olfactory receptor activity.